GUGAUGAUAAAAAGCCAGCCUUCAGCCAGAGAACCGUUUACUCGCCGCUGCGCCCAUCUAUCAGCGGGCUCCGGGCAGGAAGAUUGCUUCUCUUCUCUCCUCCAAGGUGCGGUGACGGAGCCUGCGCGCGGCGCCACCAUGCGGCAGAAGGCGGUAUCGCUUUUCUUGUGCUACUUGCUGCUCUUCACCUGCAGCGGAGUGGAGGCAGGCAAGAAAAAGAGCUCGGAGGACAGCGGCUCCGGGUUCUGGAACGCCCUGACCUACAUGGCGGUCGGAGGAGGACUCGCGGUUGCCGCGCUGCCGGCGCUGGGCUUCACCGGCGCGGGCAUCGCGGCCAACUCGAUGGCUGCCUCGCUGAUGAGCUGGUCUGCGAUCGCGAACGGGGGCGGUGUGCCCGCUGGGGGUCUGGUGGCCACGCUGCAGAGCCUCGGGGCUGGUGGCAGCAGCGUCGUCUUGGGAAAGAUUGGUGCCCUGCUGGGCUAUGCUACACACAAGUACGUAGAUAGCAAGGAGGCAGAGGAUGAGGAGUAGCCAGCAGCUCCCAGGACCUCUUCUUCCUCCUUGCCCUAACUCUGCCAGUUAGUAUCUAGAACUUUCCCUAGAACUCACAAAUGGGGGUCUCACUAUGUUGUCCAGGCUAGAGUGCAGUGACUAUUCACAGAUGCAAUCAUAGCGCACUGCAGCCUCCAACUCCUCGCCUCAAGCGAUCCUCCUGCCUCAACCUCCCAAGUAGGAUUACAAGCAUGUACUGACCACCCAGAAUCUAGAAUUUUCUCUGUCACUCUCCCCAAAACUAGAUGAGAAAACAGAAUAAAGUUAUCCCAGAAAACACUU
Messenger RNA from Saimiri boliviensis boliviensis (Bolivian squirrel monkey), 834 nucleotides. RefSeq names its product interferon alpha inducible protein 6 (gene IFI6). Gene Ontology annotation, biological process: intrinsic apoptotic signaling pathway; negative regulation of extrinsic apoptotic signaling pathway in absence of ligand; release of cytochrome c from mitochondria. Lineage: Eukaryota; Metazoa; Chordata; Mammalia; Primates; Cebidae. The record is from RefSeq and is a predicted model, not a curated record. Gene Ontology annotation, cellular component: mitochondrial membrane.